Molecule: messenger RNA, 2248 nt
Organism: Pogonomyrmex barbatus (red harvester ant)
Lineage: Eukaryota; Metazoa; Arthropoda; Insecta; Hymenoptera; Formicidae
Gene: Hex70a
Product: hexamerin 70a
Source: RefSeq, a predicted model, not a curated record
GGUGUAUAAAAGUGCGAGCGCGGCAUCGAGCGCUGCUCAGAAUUGGUCUCGUCUACUCGGUGGAAAUCGAAAAAGUCUGGAAAAUGAAGCUCCUGACGACACUGACCGUCGUCGCGGCCGUCAGCUUCGGUCUGACAACGGCCGAUUACAACACCGUCAAAGUUGCCGACAAGGAUUUUCUCCUUAAGCAGAAGAAGAUCUUUAAUCUUUUGUACUACAUCCCGCAACCCUCCCUUGUGAAUCCUUCCUUGUACGAAGAAGGUCGUUCGUACAACAUCGAGGCCAACAUAGAUUCGUACACUAACACGGCUGCGGUGAAGAAUUUUCUCUAUCUGUACGAGUACGGUAUGCUUCCUCGUGGCCAGCUAAAUUCUUUGUACUAUCCAAAGCUUCGGAAGGAAACGGAAGCGUUGUUCCGUCUGUUUUAUUAUGCCAAAGAUUUUGACACCUUUUACAAAACGGCACUAUGGGCGCGUAUUUAUGUGAACGAGAUGCAGUUUGCCGACGCGCUCUACACCGCAGUUAUGCGCCGCGAAGAUACCAAAUACAUCCAACUGCCCCCUCCUUACGAGAUGUAUCCGUACGCAUACUUCAAUUCCGAAGUACUCGAAAAGGCCCACCACGCAAAAAUUUUCGGAAAACUUGACUCGAAAAAGUUUGGUGGCUACGACACUUAUAUCAUCCCGGCGAAUUACUCCGGAUGGUACAUGUCGCGCGAGUACGAUCUAGAGCACAAGAUUAAUUAUUUCACCGAGGACAUCGGCCUGAACGCCUACUACUUCUACUUGCGGCAUGACUUUCCGUUCUGGCUAAAGGGCGAGGAAUUCGGAUUUCCGAAGAAUCGCGGCGAGGAAUAUCUUUACAGUCACAAACAAUUACUGGCCCGUUACUAUCUGGAGCGACUCUCUAACGAUAUCGGUAAAAUCGAAGAUUUCGACUGGCACAACGAAUUUUACGUCGGAUAUUACCCGACAAUGAUCUAUCACAAUGGACUACCGAUGCCACAGAGACCAUACUGGAGCAAAUUCCCCUAUUACAAGUACAAAUACAUGAAGGAUAUACAAGACUUGGAAGCUCGAGUAUCGGGAGCGAUUGACUCCGGAUUUAUCUUGGAUGCAACGGGCAAGCUGAUCAAUAUCUAUACACCUGAAGGCCUUAACAUCCUCGGCAACAUCAUCGAAGGCAACAUGGAUUCCUGCAAUCCUGAGUUUUAUGGCAGCAUCGAUAUUUUCGCGAGGAAGAUCUUUGGAUACAAUUUAGAGCCGUCAACUCCGUAUCAGAUUAUACCCAGUGCCCUCGAGUUUUACAGCACGUCUAUGAGAGAUCCAGCGUUCUAUCGUCUCUAUAAAAGAAUAGCCAUCUACUAUUACAGGUACAAAAUGCAUCAGAAGGCAUACAACAAGAACGAAAUCAUUUAUCCCGAAUUAAAGAUCGAGUCUUUCGUUGUGGAUAAGUUGAUUACUUACUUCGAUCAGUUUGACACUUCGAUCAACAACGGUUUGAUGAUCGAUGACGCAAAGGAGGCCGAGAGCACGUUGAUUAAAGUUCGUCAAUACCGCCUCAAUCACAAGCCGUUCAGCUUCCAUCUCGCUAUCAACGCCGACAAACCUAUGAAAGCUGCGAUACGCAUUUACAUCGGACCGAAAUAUGACGUUCAUCACAAACCCUUGGACUUCGCUGACAAUUCAAAAUACUUUUACGAAGUGGACAACUGGAUAGUCGAUCUAAAUGCCGGCGUAAACAAGAUCGUCCGAAACAGUCAAGAUUGCUUCUUCGCCAUACCCGAUCCGGAACCAAGCGAGGUGCUGUACAAGAAAGUGCUCAAAGCCUUGGACGGUUCCGAUUCCUUCUCUUACGCGGAAAGGCUUUACGGAUUCCCCGAACGUCUGCUCUUGCCCAAGGGCAAAAAGGAGGGCAUGCCCUUCCAGAUCUUCGCGUACGUUAAUCCGGUCGAAGGAGAGCCGAUUCCCUACACUUCCCGCAUCUUCGGCGGUUACAAAUUCGAUAACAAGCCGUACGGAUUCCCCUUGGACAGACCUGCUUACAACUUCCGCUACGAUGGCCCGAACAUGAUAUUGAAAGACAUUAUGAUUUAUCACAAAGAUGAGACAGAGCUGAAUGUCACUUAUUGAUCGACUAUUUACGUUACGUUAUAAUCGUUAUCGUUUGAUUCAAUGUAAUAAUCUACGAUUUUUUUCUACGAUUAAACACGUUUAAAUAAAGUCUAUCUAUAUGUUUUGUAAAUUUA